Blumeria graminis f. sp. triticale is the source of this 2388-nucleotide messenger RNA. NCBI's taxonomy places the organism in Eukaryota, Fungi, Ascomycota, Leotiomycetes, Helotiales, Erysiphaceae. The record is from the annotation of a GenBank genome assembly.
AUGAGUUGUGAGUCAACCACUGUAAUGGAUCCCAUUCGAAUCUUGCUAGUGGGCAAUGGGGGACGUGAGCAUUGCCUUGCCUGGAAGCUUAGCCAGUCGCCUCGGGUCGAGGCUAUCAUCGUCGUCCCGGGAAAUGCAGGCACUGAACUUUGUGCCAAAACUACCAAUGUUACAUCCGUUCAGCCCGAUGACUUUUCUGGUCUUGCCGAACUCGCCCGGCGCAUGAACAUCAAUUUACUAGUUCCCGGGUCAGAAGCGCCCUUGGUAGCAGGCAUUGAGUCUUACUUUCGCGCCGUCGGCAUUCCAUGCUAUGGUCCUUCCAAGCAGGCAGCACGUCUAGAGGGCAGCAAGACUUUUUCCAAGGACUUCAUGAACCGUCACAAUAUUCCCACAGCAGAAUAUCGAAACUUUUCCGACUACGAUCAUGCUAAGAAUUAUCUCGAAGAAGUCCCCCACAAAGUUGUCAUUAAGGCAAGUGGUCUGGCUGGUGGGAAGGGUGUCAUAAUUCCCGAUAGCAAAGAAGAGGCAAUUACUGCCUUGAAUGAGAUUAUGCUCCAACGGGAGUAUGGCAAUGCAGGUAAUGAAGUAGUUAUUGAGGAAUUCCUCGAAGGGGAUGAAUUGAGUAUUCUAAGCUUCAGCGAUGGGUACACUAUUCGCUCACUCCCUCCCGCUCAAGACCAUAAGAGGAUCUUCGAUGGGGACCAAGGGCCAAAUACUGGUGGAAUGGGCUGCUAUGCUCCGACAAAAACUGCCACCAAAUCUCUAAUAGAUGAGAUUGAGAGAACAAUUUUAGAGCCAACUAUUCUUGGUAUGCGAAAAGAAAGCUCACCAUUCAUUGGCACCCUAUUUACCGGGCUGAUGAUAACAAAAAAUGGUCCCAAGGUGCUGGAGUACAACGUACGAUUUGGAGACCCUGAAACUCAGACUCUAUUACCAUUAUUAAGCAACGACACAGAUCUGGCAGAAAUUAUGAUUGCCUGUGCAGGGCGCUAUUUAGACUGUGUAAAAAUCAGUAUCAACCCAAUGUUCAGUGCAACUGUAGUCAUUGCAGCUGGCGGCUAUCCCGGAAAAUAUUCCAAGGGGGCCCCUAUCAAGCUUUGUGCACCUGUCUCGUCUACUUUUAAUAUUUUUCACGCAGGAACGACAUCUCAAGAUGGUCAACUUCAAACUGCGGGGGGAAGAGUGAUAGCUGUCCAAGCUUUAGCCAUAAGCUUGGAGCAGGCAGUAAAAAAUGCAUAUGAAUCUAUUAAGUAUGUGCAAUUUGAGGGAAUGUAUUACCGUAAAGAUAUUGCUCAUCGGGCCUUUAGAAACAAUCAGUCGGAAAAAGAAGCUCUCACUUAUGGUGCAGCUGGUGUGGACAUAGACGCUGGAAAUGCUUUUGUUGAACGGAUCAAGAAAGCUGUAGCCUCCACAGCUCGCGCUGGGGCUGAUGCUGAGAUUGGUGGAUUUGGAGGCGAGGUUGAUCUAGAGAGGGCGGGAUUCAAGGGAGCACCUAUCCUUGUCGGCGCUAUCGAUGGCGUUGGAACUAAAUUAAUGAUUGCUCAAGCGAUGAAAAAGCAUGGAACUGUUGGAAUUGACCUCGUCGCCAUGAAUGUCAACGAUUUAAUUGUGCAGGGAGCCGAGCCUCUGAUGUUUCUCGAUUACUAUGGGUGUAGUAAUUUGAAUCAAAGAAAUGCGACUAGCUUUGUGGAAGGAGUUGCUAGCGGAUGUCGAAUAGCAGGUUGUGCCCUAGUGGGGGGAGAGACAGCAGAGAUGCCUAAUAUGUACAAGCUGGACGAUUAUGAUGUUGCAGGUGCUGCUAUUGGAGUGGUUACAUCUGACCUAAAGUUGCCCUUAAAGGAUGGAAUGGUAGCUGGAGACAUAUUGAUAGGUCUUGCCUCGGAUGGAGUCCAUUCUAAUGGCUUUUCGCUCGUACGCCGAAUUGUAGAGAGGGAAGGCCUUAACUAUGACUCGGAUCUAGCGCCGUGGGAUCAGUUUAGACUUCUCGGAGAUAGUCUUCUCACACCUACGCGUAUCUAUGUGGCCUCGGUGCUCCAAGUCACUCGUCAAAAGCUUGUCAAGGGACUCUCGCAUAUCACCGGCGGUGGCUUGAUAGAAAAUAUUCCGCGCGUGCUGCCAGUCCAUCUAGCUGCCGAAAUUGAUUUGACUAGUUGGCCGCGUCCAGCAGUCUUUCAGUGGCUACAGCGAGCUGGAAACGUACCUGUGGAGGAGAUGGCAAAGACUUUCAACUGUGGAAUUGGCAUGGUCGCUGUUGUGAGUGUGGAGAAGCUCGAAUCAGUAGUUCAAGCUUUUGAAUUGGCUGGAGAGACAGUUUACCGUAUAGGAUAUUUAAUACCGCGUACCGAUAACGCACCGUGCAAGCUCAUUAAUCUUGAGAGUUGGGUAUGA